This is a messenger RNA of Lotus japonicus, 652 nucleotides long. RefSeq names its product non-specific lipid-transfer protein 2-like. The coding region runs from base 90 to 371 and encodes 93 amino acids. The transcript has a single exon. Gene Ontology annotation, biological process: lipid transport. Lineage: Eukaryota; Viridiplantae; Streptophyta; Magnoliopsida; Fabales; Fabaceae. The record is from RefSeq and is a predicted model, not a curated record.
CAAAUCUAAAAUGCAGCAGAACAGAAGCUGUUCAUUCCACUCUCAUACUCUAAACUAAAUCACAGAAUCCUAUCCAUCCUAAGGUUAAAAUGAAAGGAUCACACAUUGCUUUGUUCACUUUGUUUGUGCUGCUUAUGGCUGAAGUUGAAAUGUCAAUGGCAACAGUAACAUGCAGCCCAGUACAACUGAGCUCAUGUGUGAGUGCAAUCACCUCGUCAACUCCUCCAACUAACCUAUGCUGCUCCAAGAUCAAGGAACAGAAACCCUGCCUCUGCCAAUACCUCAAGAAUCCUUAUCUCAGGAAGUUUGUCAGCUCUCCCAAUGCCAGGAAAGUUGCUAACACUUGUGGCACUCCCUUCCCAAGGUGUUAAGUGUUAAAAUUGGAAAAAGGUUCUCCUAUUCUGCAUUAUAUUAUAUGCAUCUUGGUGCAAGUGUUCUGGCCAGAGACUACAAAAAAUUAUAUGGUAUUUGGUGUGGUUUGAUUUCUAUAAGUUCUAAUAUUUGUACAAGUACUAGUCCUAAUUAAUGUGAUGUUUGGUCUCAUGUCAUUCCAUUUCAGUUCUUUGGUGUGCUGUGCUGUCAUCUUACAUUAGUUGUUGCAAAAGGCUGUAUUUAUAAUUCAAUGCAGUAUCAGAUCAUGGUUACUUCCUAA